AUGAAGACGACAACGACAACGACAACGACAACGACGACGAGGGCGGUGCUGCUCGCCCUCCUCGGCGGCGGCGGCCUCGUCCGGGCCGCGGCGAACUUGUGCUUCUUCCCGGGCGGCAUCCAGGCCCGCGACGUGCCGUGCGACCCGACGGCCGAGGUCAGCAUGUGCUGCGGCAGCGUCAACGCGUGCCUGAGCAACGGGCUUUGCAAGCUCGAGGACACGUUCAACGACACGGGCAUCGCCUACGCGCGGGGGACGUGUUCGGACCCGACGUGGCAGAGCCCGGUGUGUCCGCAGAACUGCGUGCUGAACCAGGACACGCGACACAACAGGUCGGCUUUUGACUUCCGGUUCAACGGCGUGCAGGUGUGGCAGUGCGACAGCCAGGGGUUCGGCGUGCCGGGCAAGUUCUGCUGCGAGUCCGCCGCCGAGAAGACGCGGUGCUGCAGCACGCCAACCGCCGUCUUCGGGCCCCUGAUCGCCGCGACGCGGGGCAACGCCGCCGCCGUGCAGAGCUUGAACGCGGUCGGCAGUGUCCAGUCCUCGCCGACGCCGACCGGGUCGUACGGGGGCGUCACGGGCACGCCGAGCGCGACGGCGGUGCCGACGAUGACGAGCAAGAUCCCGGCGACGCCGGGCGGGGCGGAAGCGAGCUCGCCCACGGGGUCGAACAAUAACGGCAGUAGCAGUGGCGGCGGCGGCGACGACGAUCAAGAGGGCGGGCAGCGGGGGCUGGGCAACGUGGCGAUCGUGGGCAUGGGCAUCGGCGCGAGCGUCGGCGGCGCGCUGCUGGUUGCCGCGGGCGUCAUGUGGUGGCUGCGCAAGGAGAGGAAGAGGAGCGGACCCAUGGAGCUGGACGGGUCGAGCACGCACGGCGGCGGCGGCGGCGGCGGCGGCGGAGGAGGAGGCAUCGGCGGCGGCAUGGGAGUCACGGGAGGCGACCUGUCGAGGUCGGACACAGGGCGGAUCGCGUACGGCGGGAUGAACCUCAACAACGGCACGGGGACGGUCAGCUCGAUGGGCACGGGCACGUACGCGAUGACGGGCAACAGCAUGGUCGUGAGGCGGCUAAGCAGCGACUGGGACGGCAGCCCCGGCGGGUUCGGCGGCGGCAGCGGCGGGAAUUAUCAGAUGGCCGAGAUCGACGGCAAGGAGACGUUCAUAGUGGCGGAGCCGCAGGCGCCGGCGAGGAAGAAGAGCUUGUACGAGCUGCCGUAG
Molecule: messenger RNA, 1218 nt
Organism: Colletotrichum higginsianum IMI 349063
Lineage: Eukaryota; Fungi; Ascomycota; Sordariomycetes; Glomerellales; Glomerellaceae
Exons: 2
Coding region: 1-1218 (405 amino acids)
Source: RefSeq, a predicted model, not a curated record